Molecule: messenger RNA, 1797 nt
Organism: Morchella sextelata
Lineage: Eukaryota; Fungi; Ascomycota; Pezizomycetes; Pezizales; Morchellaceae
Exons: 7
Coding region: 1-1797 (598 amino acids)
Biological process (GO): regulation of intracellular pH
Cellular component (GO): vacuole; membrane
Source: RefSeq, a predicted model, not a curated record
AUGAAGCCAGCCAUGUCACGAAGCAACUCCAAAAACCCUCCUAUACAAGGCAACGCCUCCCAAAAACCCCCAUUAAAUCGUGGCUACAACUCAACCUCCAGAAUCCUUUCGCGCCAAUCCUCUAGGAACGGUAAAGCGAAAGACGUCAUUCAUGAUGGCUCUCUUUUCGGUACCUGCUUCGGGGUUGUCUUAACUGCCGCCAAUGAUCUUGUGGGAAACAGCGCGCCACCGGGUCUUAUCCUCUUCGCAUAUACCCUUCCCUCAGUUCUUGUUCGUACCUUCGUCCCAUAUAUCAAGUUUCCCAAAGUUUCGGAUCUCCUUUCGUACUUCUAUUCGCCCCAAGCGUCCGACUAUUGGAGAGCCCACACCCCCGGUGGGAUUCACACUCCUGGCACCCCAAGUUUUGGGCUCAAGAAAGGAGACAAGGUGUCCCAAGAGAUCAAUUAUGCGGCUCGCCUCUCUGUCUGCGCGGCCUCUUCAUUCCUUGGGCUGCAGAUGCUAGCGUGGGCUGAUAAUGUUGGUGUCCGAAUGCUUGGUAUUGCUUUUGCUAGUCUAAGUAGUAAUCUGGGCGAUAUGUCCUUCUACCAACUCGCAACCCGCUACCCAUCAAUGAUUUCCCGCUCUUUUGGUGGAUAUGCGGCCGGUAGCGGAGCAGCCGGCCUGGUUGGAUCAUUUAUCUAUACGCUCCUUACGAGCUCCUUUGGAGUAACACCAUCAGCAGUGUUAUCCGGUAUUGGGAUUGUUCCCAGUAUCAUGUUAAUGACUUAUUUCUUUGUUCUUCCAUCUCCCAAGGAGUGUGAUGAAGCUGCUUUGGCAAGCGGGACGGACAUUGAUGAAAUCCAGAUGGAAGAAGUCGGUGGGGCUGGCAAGGAAGAAAUGAUCAGUGACUUGAAACUGGGGGAUAAGUUGCGGCUAGUCAGGCCGAUGGUGAUUGGGUAUAUGGCGCCGCUUGCAAUCUUAAUGUUUUUGGAGAAUAUCACUACCCAGGGUAUCUUACCUACGAUAAUAUACCAUCUUCCAUUCUCCUCCGUAUUCACCCCCUCUGCCUCCCUCCUGAACACUAUUUUCACCUCUACCCGCUCUUUCUAUCCUUUCUUCUUCACCACCUAUCAGUUUGCCAUCUUCUUUGGCCGCACCUCCAUCACUCUCUUCCGCCUCCCUGGUGGUAAUUCCAGCUCAAGCUUUGCCUAUUGGAUCCUCUGCGCCAUUGAGUCGGUCAUCUUUGUCACAAUGCUAAAUCAAUCAUGGUCCAUGCUCCCUUCCUCAUUCACCGAAAAUCCCGACGGAAACGUCCUUUUCUCUCCAUUCGUCGUGAUGGCACUGAUAUUCACAAUGGGCCUAUGCGGAGGCCUCGGUAUGAGUAAUACAUACUGGCGAGUUUCAAAGAAGCCACUUCCUGAUGCGGUGUGGAAUGCGCUCGAUAAGGCUCGUUCCAAGAGGCUGCGGAAGAAGGAGAGGAGCUUCGAUACCCAGGAAGAUGGAAUCUCGACACCUCUUGACGGUGAGCAGGAUGGGUAUUUUGCGCCGAGGCCGAGAUUGAGGAAGUUAGUCUCGAUGCGGGGAAGUGCGGGAGAAAGAUUAUUGAGUGAGGAGAUGGAGGAGCCGGGAAGCGAGGCAAGUGUGAACAUAAAAAGGUCUCAGGAGGAGGAGACGGCAGUUAGAGAGUUUUUGAUCUCAACCAUUGCAUUGCCGGACACUUUUGCGAUUAUGGUGGCGAGCAUUGUGAGCAUGUGGUUGCAGCCAGAGUUGUGUAGAUGGCAGGUGCAAGGCGGGAGGGAUCUUUGUAAAGUAGGAUGA